AUGAGACGAGAAACGGUGGGUGAAUUUUCUUCAGAUGACGAUGAUGAUAUUCUUUUGGAAUUAGGCACCAGGCCUCCAAGGUUUACUCAAAUACCGCCAUCAUCAGCAGCAUUACAAACACAAAUUCCCACUACUUUGGAGGUUACAACGACCACAUUAAACAAUAAACAGAGUAAAAAUGAUAACCAACUGGUUAACCAACUGAAUAAAGCUCAAGGUGAAGCAAGCAUGCUUCGUGAUAAAAUAAACUUUUUGAACAUUGAAAGGGAAAAGGAAAAGAAUAUUCAAGCCGUCAAAGUUAAUGAAUUGCAAGUCAAGCAUCUUCAAGAGUUGGCUAAAUUAAAACAAGAAUUACAGAAACUGGAAGAUGAGAAGAAGUUCUUACAGAUGGAAGCGAGAGGAAAAUCGAAAAGGGAAGUUAUUACGAAUGUAAAACCACCGUCAACAACAUUAUCAACAAACACAAACACUAUAACGCCAGAUUCGUCCUCAGUUGCAAUCGAAGCAAAACCUCAAUCACCACAAUCAAAAAAACGUAAGAUAAGUGAUAAUUUACUGAAAAAAAAUAUGGUUCCCCUAAACCCAAAUAGGAUUAUUCCCGAUGAAACGAGUUUAUUUCUAGAGUCAAUAUUACUUCAUCAAAUAAUAGGCGCUGACCUGAGCACAAUAGAAAUAUUAAAUAGAUUGAAGCUUGACUACAUCACAGAGUUUAAAUUUAAGAAUUUCGUCAUUGCUAAAGGAGCCCCCAUAGGGAAGUCCAUAGUUUCUCUACUUUUGCGAUGUAAAAAGACGUUGACCCUCGACAGGUUCAUAGAUACUUUGCUAGAGGAUAUAGCUGUUUUGAUCAAGGAAAUAUCAGUUCAUCCAAAUGAAUCGAAAUUAGCUGUCCCAUUUCUCGUUGCAUUGAUGUAUCAGAUUGUACAAUUUCGUCCUAGUGCCACUCAUAAUUUAGCACUGAAGGAUUGUUUUCUUUUUAUUUGCGAUUUAAUAAGAAUCUAUCAUCAUGUAUUGAAAGUACCGAUACAUGAAUCAAAUAUGAAUUUGCAUGUAGAACCUCAGAUUUUCCAAUAUGAACUGAUAGACUAUUUGAUAAUUUCGUAUUCCUUUGAUCUCCUAGAAGGUAUAUUAAGGGUACUGCAGUCGCAUCCUAAGCAAACUUAUAUGGAAUUUUUUGAUGAAAAUAUUCUAAAAUCAUUUGAAUUUGUCUACAAACUAGCACUAACCAUUUCAUACAAGCCAAUGGUAAAUGUAAUAUUUAGUGCAGUCGAGGUCGUUAAUAUUAUCACUAGUAUAAUAUUAAAUAUGGACAAUUCCUCAGAUCUGAAAUCCUUGAUAAGCGGUAGUUGGUGGAGAGAUUGUAUUACAAGAUUAUACGCUCUUUUGGAAAAGGAAAUUAAGAGUGGCGACGUAUAUAAUGAAAAUGUGGAUACUACAACUCUUCAUAUGUCGAAGUACCAUGACUUUUUUGGGUUAAUCCGAAAUAUAGGUGAUAAUGAAUUGGGAGGAUUGAUAUCAAAGCUGAUUUAUACUGACCGAUUGCAAAGUGUCCCAAGGGUAAUUUCUAAAGAGGAUAUUGGGAUGGAUAGCGACAAAUUCACUGCCCCUAUAAUAGGUUACAAGAUGGAAAAAUGGCUUUUGAAGUUAAAAGAUGAAGUUUUAAAUAUUUUUGAAAAUUUAUUAAUGAUCUAUGGAGACGAUGCGACCAUAGUAAAUGGAGAAAUGCUCAUCCACUCCUCUAAAUUCUUAUCCAGGGAGCAAGCGUUAAUGAUAGAAAGGUACGUGGGACAAGACUCCCCGAACUUGGACCUCAGAUGCCAUCUUAUUGAACAUACUUUAACCAUAAUAUAUAGGCUAUGGAAAGACCAUUUCAAACAAUUGCGUGAAGAACAAAUCAAGCAGGUAGAAAGCCAAUUGAUUAUGUCACUAUGGAGGUUUCUCGUAUGCCAAACCGAAACUGUGACAGCAAACGAAAGAGAAAUGAGAGAUCAUCGACACCUUGUAGAUAGUUUGCAUGAUCUGACGAUAAAGGAUCAAGCCUCUUAUUACGAAGAUGCCUUUGAGGAUUUACCAGAAUAUAUCGAAGAAGAAUUGAAGAUGCAAUUGAAUAAAAGAACGGGGAGAAUAAUGCAAGUAAAGUACGAUGAGAAAUUUCAAGAAAUGGCAAGAACUAUUCUUGAGUCAAAAUCAUUCGAUCUAACCACACUAGAGGAGGCCGAUUCAUUAUAUAUCUCAAUGGGACUGUAA
This is a messenger RNA of Saccharomyces cerevisiae S288C, 2244 nucleotides long. RefSeq names its product Lcd1p (gene LCD1). Gene Ontology annotation, biological process: DNA damage checkpoint signaling. The record is from RefSeq and is marked reviewed. Bases 1 to 2244 code for a protein of 747 amino acids. The transcript has a single exon. Lineage: Eukaryota; Fungi; Ascomycota; Saccharomycetes; Saccharomycetales; Saccharomycetaceae. Gene Ontology annotation, cellular component: nucleus; cytoplasm.